Molecule: messenger RNA, 2394 nt
Organism: Candidozyma haemuli
Lineage: Eukaryota; Fungi; Ascomycota; Pichiomycetes; Serinales; Metschnikowiaceae
Gene: VPH1
Product: H(+)-transporting V0 sector ATPase subunit a
Exons: 1
Coding region: 1-2394 (797 amino acids)
Biological process (GO): vacuolar acidification; proton transmembrane transport
Cellular component (GO): vacuolar proton-transporting V-type ATPase, V0 domain; vacuolar proton-transporting V-type ATPase complex; fungal-type vacuole membrane
Molecular function (GO): proton-transporting ATPase activity, rotational mechanism; ATPase binding
Source: RefSeq, a predicted model, not a curated record
AUGUCUCUCGUUGAGGUCUACGUACCUUCUGAAGAAGCAAGACAUAUCCUUCAUCAAAUCGGAAAUUUAGGUCUGAUGCAAUUUCGGGAUCUAAACCAAGGUGUGAACGACUUUCAAAGGUCAUUCGUUCAGGAAUUGAGGGUUCUUGACAAUAUUGAGAGACAGUACUCAUAUCUUAAGGACCAAAUUGACAAACGACAAAUCAGCAUUGCUACUUAUCCUUAUGACACAAGCGAUAUUCAAGUAUCAGAUAUUGAUGUUUAUGCCGAGAACGCAUCUCUUUUGGAAGCUCGUGUCUCUCAGAUGACUGACGCAGCUGAAGCGCUCCAGGAGAAGGAAAGAGACUUACUUCAGUUCAAACACGCAGUCAAAACUGUUGAAAACUUCUUUGACGGGAACGAUUAUCGAGAAAUUGUGUCAAGUCAGGAAGAUGGUUCCGGCUUCAACACACAGUUUAUCUGCGGUGUUAUUAACAGAGAAAAGAUUGGUGUUCUUCAACAAAUUUUAUGGAGGAUUUUGAGGGGUAACAUGUAUUAUUACAGUGAGGAGAUAUCAGAAAGUAUUUACGACCCCAAAGCGGGCGAUAACGUCCUCAAGAGUGCUUUUAUCAUCUUCUCGCAUGGCUCACUCAUCCACCAACGAAUCUUGAGGAUUGCCGAAUCGUUAGAUGCGAAGAUAUAUGACGUGAAUAUGAGUUCAGGAGAAAGAGAGCAUCAAGCAUCUUACUUAGAUGGUGAGCUUGGUGAUUUGGCGGUAGUCUUACAAGAAACUGAAGGCGCUCUUUGCUCUGAACUCAUUGCUGUUUCCCGUGAUCUUGCAAAGUGGUGGGAAGUGGUUGCCAAAGAAAAACGGGUGUACCAAAUCAUGAAUUUUUGUGACUUCGAUAUUCUGAGGAAAACUUUGGUUGCUGAAGGCUGGGUUCCGAAUGAUGAAAUUGAGGAACUCAGCGUAAAGAUCAAGUCGCUGAGCUCUUCGGAUGCUGUCCCGACGAUCGUAAACGUGUUGGAGACAAGCAAGAAACCACCCACCUUUCACCGUACCAACAAAUUCACAGCGGCUUUCCAAAAUAUCUGCGAUACUUACGGAAUUGCUUCGUAUGAGGAAAUAAACCCUGGUUUGCCAACCAUUGUGACAUUCCCCUUCAUGUUUGCCAUCAUGUUUGGUGACUUGGGGCAUGGUUUCAUAAUGUUUCUUGCUGCUUUCGUGCUUGUUAUCAAAGAAAAUCGUAUUUCUUCUCUUAAAAGGGAUGAGAUUUUCGACAUGGCAUUCUCUGGACGGUACAUACUUCUUUUGAUGGGUUUCUUUUCCAUGUAUACCGGAUUGAUGUACAAUGAUAUCUUUUCAAAGUCGCUAACUUUGUUCAAAUCCGGCUGGGAAUACCCGAGAGAAUGGGAGAAUGGUCAGCUUAUCAUUGCGAAACAAAGAGGUGUUUAUCCCUUUGGUUUGGAUUGGGCUUGGCAUGGUUCCGAAAACAAUCUUCUUUUUUCAAACUCCUACAAAAUGAAGCUAUCUGUUUUGAUGGGUUAUUUACACAUGACAUACUCAUAUUUUUUUUCUUUGGGUAAUGCUAUUUACUUCAAUAGCAUGAUCGAUAUCGUUGGCAACUUUAUUCCUGGGUUGCUCUUUAUGCAGAGCAUUUUCGGCUACUUGUCUUUAUGCAUUGUUUACAAAUGGUCUGUCAAUUGGAUUCAAUUACAGCAACAGCCUCCUGGGUUGUUGAAUAUGUUGAUCAUGAUGUUCCUUUCUCCUGGUACUGUUAUUGAGCCAUUAUACGCGCACCAGAGUGUGGUACAGUUACUUCUUUUGCUGGUUGCAUUGAUCUGUGUUCCGUGGCUCGUGUUUGUCAAACCUUUGUAUUUGAAGCACAAAAUGUCCAAGAAGCAUGCUGAUGCGUCUUAUGAGGCAUUGAUUGAUCAUGAAGCUGAUCAUACAUCACAAGCCGAGAAUGAGCUGUCAGACAAUAAUUCUCGUGCACUUGAAGUCAACGACAUCAAUGAGGAGAAUGGCAAAGAAGAAGAAGGUUUUGGUGAUAUAAUGAUACAUCAAGUGAUUCAUACAAUUGAGUUCUGUUUGAACUGUGUGUCUCAUACAGCCUCCUAUCUAAGACUCUGGGCACUUUCGUUGGCUCACGCCCAGCUUUCGACAGUGUUGUGGACGAUGACCCUCCAAAACGCGUUUGGGCCCUCAGGAGUUGUGGGAAUCAUAAUGACCGUUUUUCUCUUCGGCAUGUGGUUUUGUCUCACUGUCGUCAUCUUGGUCGUAAUGGAGGGUACAUCCGCUAUGUUACAUUCAUUGAGAUUGCACUGGGUAGAAUCCAUGUCGAAGUUUUUCGAAGGCGAGGGUACAUUGUAUCUGCCUUUCGAUUUCAGGAACGUGCUCAAUGAUCGCUUUUGA